CAGUAUCGUUGUGACAACCAAUUCCCUACUUUUUCUCUUAGUGUCCAAAGGAUAUAUCCACAGACAUGUUUGCCCGUCUUCUCAGGCGCUUUGGGAGAGUUGAUGUUGAUAGAGAAGAGUCUAGAGUGAAGCAAAUGAAACCUAAAGAGGCCUGCAGACAGACGUCAUCCCCUGAAAAUAUCCUAAACAAGGUGCAGGCCAACGAGGAAGAGGAGAGGCUGAAAAGAGAACUGGAGCUAACUACCAAGGAGAGAAAUGAGCUGACAGAUCGCCUCCUUUAUGUGACAGGUGGAUCCAUGAGCAAGAGCCCCUACUUCAGGCCAAAUCCAUUUUAUGAAAACUUGAAGAUAAAGGAGAAAGAGGUCAUGUCAUUACUGCACAACUUAGACACCAAGAACAUUGAACAUCGUGAGAAAUUUCAGGAGCUCAAGAAGGAGAUUAACUUCUAUCGCAACCUGCAGAGCCGGCUCCUGAUGGACCAGGCAUGUAUGAAGAAGAAGUUGGUCACAUUGAAGCAGGAGAGCAAGGAGGUACAGCGAUAUUUGUUUGAGUUGAACCGGAAAGAUGAAGACGAACAGGAGAAGACCAGCAACCUCCAGACCCAGUAAAAUGUGGUCUCAGAAACUGCAGGAGACAUGGCAUAGGACGGAUCCCAGGAAGACAGUCCCCUGAGGAAUGAGUUUCUCUCUCAGGAGUUCCCUGUGACGACAAUCCUCACAGUCAAAGACUUUUUGGGGGAAUAUUCUUCUUCUCCGAUAAUUUCCUCAAUGUAUAGAAACCCUAAAUUUAUGUAUCCGUAUGCCAGCCUGUCUCAUUGACGUCUUUCUCCUCUCUCCUACCGACAACACCAUUUGAGAGACAACUGAGGGGACUGCCUUGACAUCUCACGUCCUAGAGGAGAAACAGCACUACAACUGUGUUUCUAAAUAUUCAUUAAGAAAAUGCUGUUAAGAAAUGUUUUUGGUUAUGAUUUUCAUUGAAGUUUUCUUUUUGGUAUUUCAUAGUUAUAUAUUCUUGUUACUGUUUUUCAUUUUUUAUACCAUUUUAGUUGUUCAUUUUAUGCCUGUUUUUUGUAAAUUGUAUUCCUUAUGAAUAAAAAUUGAUUUGUAACUCU
Messenger RNA from Rattus norvegicus (Norway rat), 1114 nucleotides. Lineage: Eukaryota; Metazoa; Chordata; Mammalia; Rodentia; Muridae. The record is from RefSeq and is a predicted model, not a curated record.